Larimichthys crocea (large yellow croaker) is the source of this 4554-nucleotide messenger RNA. It is a transcript of the gene gemin5, whose product is annotated as gem (nuclear organelle) associated protein 5. Lineage: Eukaryota; Metazoa; Chordata; Actinopteri; Sciaenidae. The transcript has 28 exons. Gene Ontology annotation, molecular function: mRNA 3'-UTR binding; protein binding. The record is from RefSeq and is a predicted model, not a curated record. Gene Ontology annotation, biological process: spliceosomal snRNP assembly. Gene Ontology annotation, cellular component: nucleus; SMN complex. The coding region runs from base 127 to 4497 and encodes 1456 amino acids.
UUACGACACCACGCUGUGCCGUACGGCUGCUAGUGUAGUCGCAGGUGACAUGUGAGAAGUUUGAUCCCGCUUCAUAUCAGACUUUAUUUCACAUUAAUCGGCGCGUUUACACAGACAGGAGGCGUCAUGCACGAGCGGGCACUUCCCGCCUCUCCUAACUGGUACUGCUCCCGCUGCAGUGACGUCAGCAGCAGCGCUUUACUGGGCGUCGGAGCCAAAAACAACAUCUAUUUGAUUGACGUGUCCGCGUCCUCCUGCAGGGUCGUAGGUGAGCUGGUCGGCCACAAAGACCUGGUGUCGGGCUUUUCAUUCUGUCAGCAUGCAGGCCAGAGUCACCUCUGUGUCAGCUCCUCCAACGAUGGGAGCGUUCGCUUCUGGGACUCGGACAGCAAGGUUCUCAUAAAGGAACAUGCAGCUCAUCAGACCUCCGUCACAGCUGUGCACUGGUCUCCGGUGGAUAAAAACCUGGUGGUGUCAGGGGAUGAGAAGGGCAUCGUGGUCUGUCACUGGUACAACACAGGAGAUACAGCCAGCUUCUUCCCAGAGCCCAGGACCAUCUUCUGCCUCACCUGCUCUCCUCACACCUGGAGCACUGUGGCUGUGGGGUACAAAGAUGGGAUGAUCGUGCUGAUUGAUGUGAGUAAGAAAGGCGAGGUGAUGCACCGUCUGCGUGGGCACGACAAUGAGAUCCACUCUCUGGCGUGGUCGCCACUCGCCAGCGAGGACGCCAUCUGCAGCAGACUUGAGGACAGUGAAGCUACCAGUGGAGUGUCUGCAGGAGACGACAAAGGCUGCUUUCUUGCUUCCGGGAGCAAAGACCAGACGGUGAGGAUCUGGAGCACAGCGAAGGGAAAAGGUCUGAUGACUCUGAAACUACCGUACAUGAAGAAAAGACGGUCUGCAGUCGACCCCGGGGUCAAAGAGAGACUGUGGCUCCACGUCCACUGGCCAAAGGGCCGGUCGACACAACUCGUGUCCAGCUGCUUUAGUGGUGAGUUGGUGAUGUGGGACUUGACCAGAACAGGGAAGCAGAUGUGGACUCUGUUUGGGACGUCUUCAGAGGGUCAGAACCACAGCAGGAUCAUCUUCAACAUGAGUUCAAUCCAACUGCAGGAUGACAGAGAGCUGCUCAUCAGCACCUCCAUGGACCGAGAGAUUAAAUGCUGGGACCUGGCCACUCUGGACUGCUGCUGGACUCUACCCACCCUCGGCGGUUUCAUCUACGCCCUGACCUUCUCUCCCGUGGGGUCAGGGUGUUUGGCGCUGGGCGUUGGUGACAACAUGAUCCGAGUGUGGAACACACUGACCACCCAGAACCAGUACGACACCAGGUCCUUCUGGCAGGGCAUCAAGUCCAAAGUCACAGCGCUGGCAUGGCACCCAAAAAAAGAAGGCUCCCUGUCUUUUGGAACAGAUGAUGGUAAAGUCGGUAUCUACGAAGUCUUCUCAAACAAGCCACCUCAGAUAUCGAGCUCCUAUCACCGACAAACGGUGUACACAUUGGCCUGGGGACCACCAGUCCCCCCGAUGUCAUUUGGAGUGGCAGGAGGAAAGCUGUCCUACAGCCUGUACAGCUGCGCCGGCGAAGGCGUCAUCCUGCAGCACGAUCCGUCUAAGCUGAGCGGAGAGGCGUCCAACAUCGACAAGCUAAUCAGGGACACCAACGACAUCAAGCACAAGCUGUCUCCUCACACCGACCUCAGCUGGAAGCCAGAUGGGAAGGUGGUUGCCAUCGGCAACGAGGACGGGUGUAUUGAUGUGUAUGAGGCUCCCAGUCUGAAGCUGCUGUGCAGCAUCCAGCAGCACCACAAGAUCAUCAACACGUUACAGUGGCACCACGACCACGGCUCUCUGCCGGAGCUGCACUGCCUCCUGGCCUCGGGUUCCAGCAACGCCACCGUCUAUGUGCACGAUCUCCGCUCCGUCAUAGAAAAUCCUCCAGAAAGCCCGGUCGUGAUGACGGAGCCAUAUCGCAGGCUAUGUGGUCAUACAGCUAAAAUCACCUGCAUGGCCUGGAGUCCACACCACGACGCCCGGCUGGUCACCGCCUCGUAUGAUGGCACAGCCCAGGUGUGGGAUGUACAGCAGGAAGCAGCUGUCUGCAACUACCGGGGUCACGUUGGUUAUCUGCUGUGCGUGGACUGGUCGCCUGUUGAUCCUGAUGUGAUCUGGACCGGAGGGAAGGACUUCACCCUGCAGGAGUGGAGAGUCUCCAAACAAGAGUUUACAAUGCCACCUAAAGGGAAGAAGAUGGUCGACCUGAAGGAGAAGAUGAAGGCCAAUUCCAAGCAGAAGAAGAAGAACAAGAAGGCGUCUGGGGCUGGAGGGCCUGCUCCAGUAGAGAUGAACGGAGAAUCGGUUACAGGCGGACAGAAAGCGGCACCUGGACUCGAACUGUCGGGUGAAGAUGAGGAAGAUGAAGUCAGCUCAACGAACAGUGCUGUACCACCAGUUUCAGCCUCUUUUGAGACGCAAAGAAAAUCCUCCACUGUCCCAAAGAGCAAAGACAAACCAGACUUACCUACUAACCUGCUGAAGAAGAAGAAGCCUCGCUCCAUGCUGCCCCUCAGUACCUCCAUGGACCAUCGGCCCAAAGAAGAUCUGCUGCAAGACUGCAUCAGUCUGGCCUCUGUCAAGCACAGCAGCGCACCCCUUGCAGGCUGUGUCCCAGGCCAGGGAGAGCACCUCCACCUGGGCCUGUUCACUGACAGACAGGCUCUGUACCGCAUGUUCGAGGCAGAAGAGGAGGGUCACGUGGAGGCGGGUCACUACGACUCUGUCGUGUACCUGCGGCUGUGGACCGGAGACCUGGAGGGGGCGCUGCAGCUCGCCACUGAGAAAGGAGAACUGAACGACCACCUGCUCUCCAUCGCUCCUAUGGCCGGGUUCGAGGUGUGGAGCCGCGCAGUGGAGGCCUUCGUCAAGCAGCUGUGUCUGCAGGAGCAGUACCUGAAGGCAGCGUCCCACCUGCUGUCAGUCAACAAGCUGUACGAGGCCGUCGACCUGCUGCGCUCUCACAAGUUCUACAGGGAGGCCAUAGCUCUGGUCAAAGCCAGGCUUCCAGCAGACGAUCCAGUCCUGAAGGAGCUGUACACCUGCUGGGCCGCCGUGCUGGAGAAGGACGGACAUUUCUCUGCAGCCGCUAAAUGUUACCUGGCUGCCGGCGCCAAUUUCGACGCCGCUAAAGUCAUCGCCAGGAAGAAUGACAUCUCCUCGCUGAGGGCGGCAGCCAGCCUAGCGAGGAUCUCAGGAGAGCUCGCUCUGGCUCAGUCGCUGGCGCUGCGGUGCGCUAAAGACCUGGCUGCUGCUCUGGACUGGGUCGGGGCCCAGGAGGUCCUGAGCUCACAGGACAACCUGAUGGUGCACAGGCUGCACCUCUGUGUCGCUGAGCUGUUGGCCGCGAUGCUGGCAGACUCUCAGCCCUGCGUUUCCAGCCACCCGUGGGCGAAAGCGGGUCAGCGUCACGUCAGCAUCCAGGACCGAGUGAGGGACGUGUGGGAGCGGCAGUUUGGGGUUUCACAAAAGUCCGAAAGACACUGCAGCGUCGCAGCUCUUCUGCAGGAGCUGAAGUCUGUGGAGAGUCCAACGCCCACCGCCAGCAUCCCCCUAACACAGGUCCAGUUGUAUUCAUCCCUCCAUCUGACCCGCGCUGUGCUGAGCUGGUUGUUGGACGAUGAUGGACAGCUGAUGAAGGAGCUGUGGAAGGCGGUGGCCUGGCUCAAAGACGCCGGACACUCCUGUGUCUCUGCAGAGCUCUGCAGGCUACUGUUCCCUGACGGCGACGUCAGCGUUUGUUCCAGGAAACAUUCCAAAACACUUCACCUCACAGACGAUGAAGGCAAAGCUGCCGCCAACAGUCUGCAGGCUUACGUCCAUUACCAGCACCUGUACGAAUACUGGUGGAGCAACUCCACCCGGACCCAAAACGGACUUCCCCUCUCAGCGUCCGGUCCCGUACAUGAGGGGAAGGGCAAAGCGGUGAAUGGAGGUGUAUCAGAGUCAGAGGAGAGCGUCUCCCCGGUGACUGGGAGGGUCGAUCAGCUGGACUUUGACGCGUCUCUUCUUCUGUCUGAGCGUCACGCCGCCUGUCAGGCCACGCAGAGGUCAGUGAGAGACAUACAGGAGCGGCUGGCAGCCAUGGUGCGGCUGCACAGCAGAGCCCAGCCCGACUCCGGGGAGAAAACAGACGACUCGCCCACGCAGGUCUCAGAGUCAUCAGACAGCCACGCAGAUGCUCCGCAGCGGCCUGAGGACGAGGACACCCUGCUCACUUUGUCUUCCAAGAUGUCAGAACAGCAAAAACAGCUGGCUGACCUGCCCGACACAGUCAAGAUGUAUCCUCAGCCAGACGUUGUUGAAUGCUGCUUGGUUCUCUUGCACAUCAGCAAGAGUUCACCAUCCAUCCCCGAGUCACUCCAGCAGGAGGCCAAAGACCUGCUCCGCAAAUACGGAACGAGCCCCUCCUUCCUCAAAGCCUCUCGGCGAUUCCUCACCUGAAUAUUUCAUUAGUGGACUUAAAAGAAGCACUUUGACUGUACAGCUUUUUUUUUUGUU